Messenger RNA from Enterobius vermicularis (human pinworm), 927 nucleotides. The record is from the annotation of a GenBank genome assembly. Lineage: Eukaryota; Metazoa; Nematoda; Chromadorea; Rhabditida; Oxyuridae.
AUGACAACAGUUGAUGGAAAUUUUAUUGCCCAUUAUAGAGAAAAGACAAGUACAGCCAACGAAGUUCGGUAUAUGAAUAGUACCGGAAAUGAUCUCGAAAUUGCUUUAAAAAAUAAUUUAACCAAUACAAAUAUUUUGACGGUGGAAAAAAAGAAUUCAAAAAAACAAAUGAAAUUUGAAAAUGAUGACGGUAGCUUUGUUUUUAUUGCUGUUGUUGAAUUUUGCUGUGAUUAUUAUGAAGAGUUGGAUUGCCGCAAAGAAAGAGCAAAAAUUGUUGAAGAUCGGAAGUCAACGAAAGAUUUGUAUGAAGUUUACAUACCGUCAUGCACUGGGCCAAAUGACUCGUUGUACAACGCAACGCAAUGUCAUCCGCUGAGUGGAAUCUGUUGGUGUGCAGAACCUUCUGGAGCUGUUAUUGCGGGAUCAUCAAAACCAAAAGAUGAAAUUCGUUGUGAUCCGGAAAGUAUUAAAAAAAUUGCAAUUGUCAAGGCGCAACCAGUGAUUCGAGCCCAAUCGCAGAAGUCGUCAGGUUGUCAUAUAAGAAAAAUGAAAAAAUUUUUACGGCUACAUCUGAACGCAUUACGACUGCAUUGCUUUGAAGGUGGCCACUGUCUUGAUAGCAAAAAUGAAAAGGCAGAUCUUCAUGAGGUUGCAUUAAAGAAGUUCAGCGAGCUUGAUAUUAACGAAAAUAAGGAACUUACUAAAAAUGAAUGGAAGCGAUACAGAAAAAUGCUAAUACAGGAACAAGUAUUUAGCAGUACACGAAAAUGCGCAAAACUGUUCAUGCGUUUUUGUGACGUGAACAAUAAUCGAAGGAUAAGUAAAGAGGAGUGGAUUAAUUGUACCGUUAGAAGUUCAUCGAUUGUCUAUCAUCGACUGAUGCGGUUUACGAAUCCGUUUUUAGAUGUCUUAAGGUCUGAAAAUUAA